AUGUCGGUCACCUCGCCUUUGCCUCCAGGCAUAAGCCCGCCUCUCUCAACAGAUAACCCCAAUAACCAUAGCGGAUUGAUCGUAGUGAUCACCUCGCUCUAUAUCGUUCUGAUUAUUGUGGCGCUCGCUACGCGGAUCUCCGUUUCGUUCACUAGGCGUAUUAUGCAACAUAAUAACCUUUCGUUCGGUGUGCUCAUAGUCGUGGCAACUACUCAAGCAGCGGUAGUGCUCGCUCAGGUUCACGAUGGCUGGGGUAUCCGGACAAAACCUGGCCAAACUACAAGCGAUCGAAUGCUCAAGACCGGAUAUGCCGCUGAUAUCCUAUCGAUAAUUGUCUUGGGCUGCUCCAAGAUAUCGACUUGCCUAUUCUACAGUACGCUCUUUUCACAGAUACAAAGAAUGUUUAUCCGCAUCAACUUGUUUGGAAUGGUUGUUUGGACAAUUCUUUCCGUGAUACUACUAGCAGUCCGCUGUAGCCAUAACCCUUGGGUUGAUAUUAGCGACACUCAGUGUAGCAGUUUGAUACCCCGAUGGCAAGCGAUUACAGCGAUCGACAUCGCCACUGAGGCCUCUCUAUUCGUGUAUACUGCAAUAGCAGUACAAAAAAUCCAGAUAUCAACAAUGAAAAAGCUGGUGGUAUUUAUAGCGCUCCAGGCCCGAGUACUUCUCAUGCCCCUCGCUGGGCUCCGCCUAUACUAUACGAAAUUGCAAAUCACCUCGGAUGAUCCAAUACUCUUCGGCGCCUUCGCAACGGUCAUAACGGAGAUCUACCUUGCGAUAAGCGUAUUAUGUGUCGUGAGCGCAUUCUUCAAAUCUUUCAUCGCAGCCUACGAAGACAGCAACGGAAUCUCGUACACAAACGGAACUUCUGGAUCGCAAUCAAAAUCGAGGAGGAUGGACUCGAGGAAUACCUUUACGCACAAGGACAACAAUGAUGUUUCGGGUGUUCUACGCGGCUGGGAACGCGAGGAGGAUCCCAUUAUUGGCCCCACUGAUCCGAAGAGUGGCCUGAAGAUUUAUACAUCAGUACAAUUCAGUGUUAGGGAUGAGAAUAUCGAGUUACCAGAUCGUGAAAGUGCCGAGGGGCGCCGUGGUGGAUUUUAA
Penicillium concentricum is the source of this 1104-nucleotide messenger RNA. RefSeq lists its product as uncharacterized. The transcript is spliced from 4 exons. The record is from RefSeq and is a predicted model, not a curated record. The coding region runs from base 1 to 1104 and encodes 367 amino acids. NCBI's taxonomy places the organism in Eukaryota, Fungi, Ascomycota, Eurotiomycetes, Eurotiales, Aspergillaceae.